Molecule: messenger RNA, 783 nt
Organism: Endocarpon pusillum Z07020
Lineage: Eukaryota; Fungi; Ascomycota; Eurotiomycetes; Verrucariales; Verrucariaceae
Exons: 1
Coding region: 1-783 (260 amino acids)
Source: RefSeq, a predicted model, not a curated record
AUGGCCACCUACGCCGUCUUUGGUGCCACCGGGAAAUGUGGCAGCUCACUCAUUGAAGUGCUCCUCCAGUCUCCGGACACCAAGAUUCACGCCUACUGCCGCAAUGCGGCAAAGCUCACACGCAUGAUGCCCGAAGCCCUGGAGACCAAACGUGUACAAAUCUUCGAAGGUCAAAUCGAUAAUGUUGACCAGUUUCUCAACUGCAUUCGCGGCUGUAAAGCCGUCUUCCUUGCUAUUUCUAUGAACGAUAAUCUGCCCGGCUGUCGUGUUGCCCAGGAUACGACUACCACCCUCUUGUCUGCUUUGGGAAGACUCAGAAUAGAGAUAAAAGCGCACAUAGAAUUACCAAGGAUUGUCGUGUUAUCUUCCGCUAGUCUCGAGAAAAAGCUUUGCCACAAUCUGCCAGCGUGGUUUCAUUGGGUCAUAUUCCGGUCCAAUUCUAACAUCUUCGAGGAUUUAAGAGUGCAAGAACGAAUGUUGCGCGCUGAGCAAGACUGGCUUUCGACUAUCUUCAUCAAACCCGGCGGCUUGACUUCUGACAAGCAGAGGGGUCACAAGCUCGAUUUAGACGUGCAGGAGACCUUCGUCUCAUAUCUUGACUUAGCUGCGGCGAUGGUCGAAGCGGCUGAUGACCCUGACAAUCGCUACAAUAUGAAGGAUGUUAGCGUGCACAACAUCGGAGGAAGUGCAAAAGUACCAUUAACAUUACCACUUUUGGUCCUUUUCGGCGUCCUGAGGCAUUUCUUCCCAUGGUUACAUCCAUAUCUCCCUCUCUUGGGAUGA